Messenger RNA from Morchella sextelata, 549 nucleotides. RefSeq lists its product as uncharacterized. The transcript has 2 exons. Bases 1 to 549 code for a protein of 182 amino acids. NCBI's taxonomy places the organism in Eukaryota, Fungi, Ascomycota, Pezizomycetes, Pezizales, Morchellaceae. Gene Ontology annotation, molecular function: serine-type endopeptidase activity. The record is from RefSeq and is a predicted model, not a curated record. Gene Ontology annotation, cellular component: membrane; mitochondrial inner membrane peptidase complex.
AUGAACCGACUAUUCAGCACCUCCAGCAAAUCUCGUUUCGCCCGCCUAUUCGAAUUCCACCCGCCCGAGCCCCGCGCUGUUGCGCGUUUUACCGUGCGUGCCUUACAAGGUUGCCUCUUCACCCACCUCUUCUGGGAGCAUUUCUACUCCGUCGGUUCUACCGUUGGCGCAUCAAUGCUCCCCACCAUGAAUAUCUUAGGUGACUAUAUCGUUAUUUCGAAGCUCCACAUCCGGGGCCGUGGCGUGGAAGUAGGCGACAUGGUAAGCUAUCUCCACCCCGUCCAUGCCGGCCCCGGUGAGCGUGUUGUCAAACGGAUCAUUGGCAUGCCUGGAGACUUUGUUGUGGCGGACCCGGUUGGUGCACCGGGGAAGAUGGUGCAGGUUCCCGAGGGCCAUUGUUGGACAACUGGCGAUAACCUACCCUUUUCUUAUGACUCGAGAAACUAUGGACCAGUGCCGCUGGCUUUAAUCCGAGGUAAGGUUAUUGCGAGGUUGUAUCCAAACCGCAGAUGGUUUGAGAAUGCCUUGAAACCAGUGGAGGAGUAUUAG